CUCCCAGAGGGACCUGUUGGUUAACUAAGUCACAGGAGGCCCUUGGCGUGUAGCCACUUUUGUCUAAAACAUAUUUCAGCAUAGCCCCCAAGGUGUGACUUUGCAAUCUCACCAGAGAGAGAAGGACGCUUCACUGGAAACUUUCCCAGUUGAUCCAAAUGCUGUCUUGGGGAUUCCCCAGCAUCUGCGUUCGGGUGUCGGUGACCUCCAGUCUGGUAAUGUCACCUCCCUUGGAACUGCGCGCGUGAACGCUACUGAACCAGCCCUCAGCCUCUGCAACAGUCGGAAGGUUCCAGCCGCGGGAGUCCUGGAGGCGGCGGCGGCGGCCCAGGAAGCAGCAGCCAGCAGCACCAGGGAGGAACAUUCUUCUAAGGAUGGUCUCCCACUCAGAGUUGAGGAAAGUCUUCUGCUCGGCGGAUGCAGUCUGCUUUGAUGUCGACAGCACAGUCAUCAGAGAGGAGGGCAUCGAUGAGCUGGCCAAGAUCUGUGGGGUCGAGGACGCUGUGUCAGAAAUGACAAAGCGAGCCAUGGGUGGGGCAGUGCCUUUCAAGGCUGCCCUCACAGAGCGCCUGGCGCUGAUCCAGCCCUCCAGGGAACAGGUACAGAGGCUCAUCGCAGAGCACCCUCCACACCUGACCCCUGGCAUAAGGGAGCUAGUAAGUCACCUACAAGAGAGAAAUGUUCAGGUUUUCCUAAUAUCUGGUGGCUUUAGGAGCAUUGUAGAACAUGUCGCUUCAAAACUUAAUAUCCCAUCAACCAAUGUAUUUGCCAAUAGGCUGAAAUUCUACUUUAAUGGUGAAUAUGCAGGUUUUGAUGAGAUGCAGCCAACAGCUGAAUCUGGUGGGAAAGGCAAAGUUAUUAAACUUUUAAAGGAAAAGUUUCAUUUUAAGAAAAUAAUCAUGAUUGGAGAUGGAGCCACAGACAUGGAAGCCUGUCCCCCUGCUGAUGCUUUCAUUGGAUUUGGAGGAAAUGUGACCAGACAACAAGUAAAGGACAACGCAGAAUGGUACAUCACUGAUUUUGUAGAGCUUUUGGGAGAACUGGAAGAAUAAUCGAUUUUUAUAUAGUGUACAACAACUUCGUAUUCAUUUGUAAAAGUUAUACAGUUCGUACCGUUUACUUAAAAUUGCCUAUUACAACUUCAUGGAUAAAUUUGGUACCAAUUAUCUGGACUGUCAAAUAAACUAUAAUUAAGGCUUUUAGAAAGUUGCUUUAAAAAAAA
This is a messenger RNA of Artibeus jamaicensis (Jamaican fruit-eating bat), 1222 nucleotides long. It is a transcript of the gene PSPH, whose product is annotated as phosphoserine phosphatase. Gene Ontology annotation, molecular function: L-phosphoserine phosphatase activity; magnesium ion binding. The transcript has 7 exons. Gene Ontology annotation, biological process: L-serine biosynthetic process; dephosphorylation. The coding region runs from base 375 to 1052 and encodes 225 amino acids. Gene Ontology annotation, cellular component: cytoplasm. NCBI's taxonomy places the organism in Eukaryota, Metazoa, Chordata, Mammalia, Chiroptera, Phyllostomidae. The record is from RefSeq and is a predicted model, not a curated record.